Messenger RNA from Neofelis nebulosa (Clouded leopard), 3172 nucleotides. It is a transcript of the gene SLC19A3, whose product is annotated as solute carrier family 19 member 3. Gene Ontology annotation, molecular function: thiamine transmembrane transporter activity. Gene Ontology annotation, biological process: transmembrane transport; vitamin transport. The coding region runs from base 767 to 2254 and encodes 495 amino acids. Gene Ontology annotation, cellular component: plasma membrane. Lineage: Eukaryota; Metazoa; Chordata; Mammalia; Carnivora; Felidae. The transcript has 6 exons. The record is from RefSeq and is a predicted model, not a curated record.
UUGGACUUUUUGUCUGAAAUUUGAACUUCAAGCAAUCUCAUUUGUGGCUUAGGAACAAAGUAUAAACCAUUAAUGAGCUGCCUGCCCCACUGAGGGGUGUAAAGCUGCAGACUGAGACAAGAAAUGGACCCAGUCGUAAUGAAAAGCAGAAUAACAGUCUACAAAGCGAUGCCUUUCAUUCCCAACAUAGAAUUAGCAUCAAUCUGGGAAAGGGGGGAAACAUGGAAAAAUGGCCAGUUGGAUCUGUACCUGGUUUCAUUUUUUUUUAACUGAAGAAUUAUAAAUUCUCAGAUUGGAGACCCCUAACAAAAGUAUCUUGGGUGUCCGUUAUGUGUCAAGCACAAUACUAAUCAAGGGAUAGUGUAAUAGAGAGAUAAAUGUGUGAAUAAAGACGUGCCAUUCGACGUGUUAAAGAUUUCACGGUCACGGUGCAAAAUAUAGUGGGCAGAUUCGUAGCAACUUGAUCGAUUAAAUGGGUAUUAAGUUACAUUUGACCUCCGGAAGGUACUUCACCUACCACAUGUACACCAGUAAUUCACCAAUCAAUGUUUUACUUACUCUCGAACAUUGAUUAACCCAUUGUUUACCAUUUAUUAGUAACUACUCGUUAUCAUGUUUGUGAUGGAGAACACUAGGGAAGUGUGACCCUGUCCCAGCAAUAGUGAGGACCAAGCCCGUUGACAAAGAAGGGUUUCACUGGCGCACCUAAGGAAUAUCUGAGAACACUUACUCAUCACUCACCUAUCCAUUUCAACUGCAGACAGCAAUGGGUUGUUUCAAAGCUUCACCGAGCCAUUCCUGGAUUUAUCCCACCGUGAUCCUGUGUUUAUUUGGAUUUUUCUCCAUGAUGAGACCCUCAGAACCCUUCUUAGUCCCGUAUUUAUCUGGACCAGAUAAAAACCUGACCAGCUCAGAGAUCACAAAUGAGAUCCUUCCCAUCUGGACAUACUCUUACCUGGCACUGCUGCUCCCAGUGUUCAUCGUCACCGACUACGUCCACUACAAGCCAGUCAUUAUCCUGCAGGGGAUCAGCUUCGUCGUCACCUGGCUGCUGCUUUUGUUUGGCCAGGGAGUGAGGGCCAUGCAGGUUGUAGAGUUCUUCUAUGGGAUGGUCACCGCCACCGAGGUGGCCUACUAUGCCUACAUUUACAGCGUGGUCAGCCCGGAGCACUACCAGAAAGUGAGCGGCUACUGCAGGAGCGUCACCCUGGUGGCCUACACGGUGGCCUCGGUGCUGGCCCAGCUCCUGGUAUCCCUGGCCAGCCUAUCGUACUUUCACCUCAACGUCAUAUCCUUGGCCUCUGUCUGUGUGGCCCUUCUUUCCUCCCUGUUCCUACCGAUGCCUGAGAAGAGCAUGUUUUUUCAUGUACAGCCCAGCAAAGAAGUACAAAAGCCACCAAACAACACCGCAGUGUUAGAUGAAACUUACAAGGUUCCCACACCAGGCAGCGAAGAGAAACCCACUUCAGAAAUACCCACCAUUUCACGGACCCUGGAGGGUCGGCGGGUGAGCAAUCCGGUGCCAAGAAAUGUCGCCUUGAGUGUUUUUGUGCAGUGGUUCCAAGAUUUGAAGGGAUGCUACUCCUCACAUCAUCUUUUUUACUGGUCUCUGUGGUGGGCCUUUUCCACAGCAGGUUUUAACCAAAUUCUGAACUAUGUUCAAAUCCUGUGGGAUUACAAGGCACCAUCCCAAAAUUCUUUCAUCUAUAAUGGGGCAGUAGAAGCUGUUGCAACCUUUGGAGGGGCCGUGGCUGCCUUUGCCGUGGGCUUUGUGAAAGUCAACUGGGAUCUCCUGGGAGAGUUGGCUCUAGCGAUCUUCUCCAUCAUUAGUGCAGGCUCUCUGUUUCUCAUGCAUUACACAACCAACAUCUGGGUAUGCUAUGCUGGCUAUUUAAUAUUCAAGUCCAGCUAUAUGCUUCUUAUAACCAUAGCAGCAUUUCAGAUUGCAGUUAAUCUGAGUGUGGAGCGCUAUGCCCUGGUGUUUGGAAUGAACACCUUCGUGGCCCUGGUGAUCCAGACCAUUAUGACAGUGAUCGUAGUAGAUCAGAAAGGACUCAACCUGCCUAUCAGCAUUCAGUUUUUAGUUUAUGGGAGUUAUUUUGCAGUUAUUGCUGGCAUUUUUCUAAUGAGAAGCAUAUACAUCAUUUGCUCAACCAAGUUCCAAGAACAGCCACAGAGCUCUGCUACAUGUCAGAAUCCAGCUGAGCCCCACCCAGACGGACCCAGGAAUGUCAACAUGGAAACAAAGCUCUAACCUUACGGCAACCACUGCAUCCACUGAGAAAGGACCCGCCUGGUCACAAAGCCACUGAGUAACACAAAAUGACACACUUCCUAAGUCUGGAUUUCAAGGAACCUUUUCAAAACCCCAACAAAAUAUCGGUUUUAGACCAGAUGUCUAUGUGCCCAGCUGGAUGCAUUCACCAGGUCCCAUCACCUCAGUCAAACAGUCCGUGCUGGGGACCCCAGGGAGUAGCAAGGACUGGGAAAUUCUGGUUUUGAUUACUCGUUAGGACAUGCAAAUGGCAUGGAAACAAACCACGAGAAACUCCAGCCAUUCUGGAGUUGAUGUUCCCGACUCCAGAGCAGAAAUACUAACUAGAUUCACCUUGUUGCUUGGCUCACAUCUUUGUUUUAUCUUGCUGAAACUGGCAAGAGAUGGGACAUUUUUUGUCACAUGGCCAUUUUCCUUCUUCUUCUAUUCAGUAUAUUUCUAUAUAGCAUGCAGUUCUCUGAGAGAAUUUCAAGGUUUGGUCCCAUUUCUGAGGAUCCCUCUUCAAUCCCGAUAACAUGGCAUUAUUCACAAGCUGAAAUUUGGUAAUAUCACCAUUUAAUUUGGUCAUGAUUGUUUUUCGCUUUGUGUUCUGCUGAGCUUUGUUGUUAAAAAUCUACCUCAGGAAUAGCUCCAGACGUUCCUGGAUAUCCACAGAAUGACAUUCAAGUCAAUUCCUCGUGACCAUAGGGGAGACAACGAGCUUUCUCCCUACCAUGACCCCAGACAGGUGUUUUAAUGCUGUGUCCGUGUGAUCUCUGUGUAAAACAGAGAAACUUAACUAGAAAUUUCUAGGACUUUUUAAGUACUUUUAAGUAAGAAAAUACUAAUAGGGUGGGGGAAACACCUAAUUUUUAAAGGGCAGUGCUUGUGCCAAAUAAAAUAAUGUGGGCAAAAAUA